GGGGGGGGGGGGGGGGGGGGGGCCGUUCCGCGGUCGCCCCGCCCUCGCCGCCGCCGCCGGCCGCCUCAUGGCCACCCUGGCCGGGGUCUUCGUCUGGGACGGGCAGCGCAUUGAGGAGGAGGAGCUGCAGCGCUCAGCCCAGGAGAUGCAGCGCAUGCAGAACUUGGCCGUCCCACUGCAGGGGGCUGCUCUGGGUGAGCCCCCCCCCCGCUUGGACCCCCCCUCAGAGCGGGAUGCCGUGUCAGCCCCCGGCGAGCAGCCCUGGGAGAUGGUGAUGGAUAAGAAGCAAUUCAAGCUGUGGCGACGUCCCAUCGAAGGCACACAUCUCUACCAGUACCGAGUUUUUGGGACGUACACAGAUGUGACCCCCAGGCAGUUCUUUAACGUGCAGCUGGACACCGAAUACAGGAAGAAGUGGGAUUCGUUGGUCAUCAAACUGGACGUGAUAGAGAGGGAUGCAGCCACCGGAUCCGAGGUGAUCCAUUGGGUCACGCACUUCCCGUACCCCAUGUACUCCAGGGAUUACGUGUACGUACGGCGCUACCGCGUGGACAAGGAGAGCAACCUGAUGGUGUUGGUGUCACGGUGGGUGUGUGUUGGUGUGUGUUGGUGUGUGUUGGUGUCACAGGGAUGCACCAGCCUGCUUUUGUUACGGUUCCACACUGAUGGAACUGAAAUGGGGGGGGGGUGAAUCCCAUCAGCUCUGCUUUCAGCUGCCCCAAAACCUUUGGGUCCAGCUGGGGAACGUGGUGUUAUUCUCACUGCCACCCCUGCCAUCCCCUCUCCUGCCUCCUUCCUCCUCCCCCUUCUCAUCCCCCCCUCCUUUCUUCCCCCUCCC
Phasianus colchicus (ring-necked pheasant) is the source of this 838-nucleotide messenger RNA. Lineage: Eukaryota; Metazoa; Chordata; Aves; Galliformes; Phasianidae. The record is from RefSeq and is a predicted model, not a curated record.